Molecule: messenger RNA, 4131 nt
Organism: Aspergillus pseudotamarii
Lineage: Eukaryota; Fungi; Ascomycota; Eurotiomycetes; Eurotiales; Aspergillaceae
Product: putative beta-glucosidase precursor
Exons: 3
Coding region: 1-4131 (1376 amino acids)
Biological process (GO): regulation of DNA-templated transcription; DNA-templated transcription; glucan catabolic process
Molecular function (GO): DNA-binding transcription factor activity, RNA polymerase II-specific; beta-glucosidase activity; zinc ion binding
Source: RefSeq, a predicted model, not a curated record
AUGGUUCACGAUGAGAAACCCGUAGUGGAAGAACUACUUCGGGCGUUGACCUUAGAGGAAAAGGUCUCCCUGCUGGCCGGGAAAAACAUGUGGGAAACAGCGAACGUCGAUAGGCUGGGGAUUCCGAGUUUGAAGAUGACGGAUGGGCCAGCUGGAGCGAGAGGGUCAAAAUGGACAUACGGCUCACUGACAACUUUCAUUCCUUGUGGCAUCUCGUUGGCGGCCACAUUUGAUCCGGAGUUAGUCCAGAAAGUGGGCAGCGUCCUAGGAGAGGAAACACGACGCAAGCACUGCCAGGUCCUCCUAGCUCCAACAAUGAAUUUGUCACGAUCGCCCCUAGGUGGUCGCAACUUCGAGGGCUACGGCGAGGACCCGUAUUUAAUUGGGAAAGUGUCAACUGCGAUUAUUCGGGGUAUUCAAAGCGAAGGUGCCGCGGCAUGCAUGAAGCACUUCAUCGCGAAUGAUACCGAAACGCGACGGUUUAAUGUCGACCAAACAAUUAAUGAGCGUACUCUUCGCGAAGUAUACAUGAAACCAUUUGUGAUGGCCCUUGAUGCGAGCCCAUUGACCGCCAUGGUGAGCUAUCCAAAGAUAAACGGAUAUCACGCCGACCUAAGUCCUUCCAUCCUGAAGCCACUUUUGCGUGAUGAAUUGCAAUUUGAUCGGAUAGUCAUGAGUGACUGGGGCGGAUUGAACAGCACCGUUGAGAGCCUGAUCGCCACUACCGACUUGGAAAUGCCGGGACCACCGGUGCGACGUGGGGACAAGCUCCUCGCUGCCAUAGCACAAGGCCAGGUCGACGUCGCCAAACACGUCGAUCCCAGUGUGCGACGAAUCUUGGAGCUACUGGAAGGGGUUGGUCUACUGUCCCAGUCAUCCUCCGGCGGCGCUCUGAAGGGCGAUGGGACUGAAUCCGAGAAAGCUCCGGACGACCCGACCUUUCAUCGGAUCGCUCGUGAGGCCGCACAGGACGGACUCGUUCUUCUUAAGAAUGAAGGUGUCUUACCGCUGAAACCCUCUACUCUACAAAAGAUUGCUAUUUUGGGCCCCAAUGCCCGCCGUCCAACCGCGGGAGGGGCAGGUAGUGCUGCUGUCAAUCCAUUCUACAUUACCACCCCCGAAGAAUGCAUUACGACGGCCAUCCGACAAGCCAAUCCACAGACGGAAAUUCUUUAUGAACCUGGUAUUCCAUUCAGUCUCCGCCCACCGCUACUAGGUGCCACGCUCACCACACCGGACGGCUCGCGGCAGGGUCUUGAGGUGGCUUUCUACGCUGGACAUGAAUUUCAGGGACCUGCAGUAGCAACCAGCUACUGGGAUGACUCCCUGGUAUAUCUCUUCAGUGAUGGUGAUGUGCCAGAGUCGCUCAAGGGUACCGCCUAUUGCUACCAGGCAUCUGGCAUUGUGACACCCCAGGGAUCGGGCUGGUAUACCUGGAGUGUGGCCAAUACGGGCAAGGCCAAGCUGUUCAUCAACGAUGAAUUGAUUAUUGAUAAUACGGAGUGGUCACGGGUCACUGCAGGCUUCCUAGGAUGCUCCAGUGAAGAUCGAACUAUUCGGAUGCCCUUAGAGGCAGGGAGAACAUAUCGACUGAGGGUGGAUAAUGUAGUGACACUACCGCCGAUCGAAUCCUUUGAUAACACCCUCUUUCCGAAUAUCUCAGGCCUGCGGGUUGGUCUUGCCCUAGAGCAAGAUGAGCGAGCAAUGCUGGGUCGCGCAGUGGAUUGCGCCAAGUCAUCCGAUGUAGCUGUCCUUGUCGUCGGCCAUAAUAAGGACUCGGAAGGUGAAGGCGGCGAUCGCGUCAACAUGGAAUUGCCAGGCCAGACAGACGCGCUUGUGCAGGCAGUAUGUGACGCCAAUCCUAAUACGAUCGUUGUCGUUCAGGCAGCCAGCGCAGUAACAAUGCCGUGGGUGAAUCAAGCACGCGCUAUUGUCAUGGCCUGGUACCAGGGUCAGGAGAACGGGAAUGCCUUGGCAGAUGCCCUCCUAGGUCAUUGCAACUUCUCCGGUAAAACUCCUAUCACCUUUCCUCGCCAGCUGGAGGACCACGGUUCUCAUGCAUGGUUCCCCGGGCAGGCAGCCAACGACUCUUGCGAGUUUGGGGAGCAGGUGUUGGUUGGAUACCGUCACUUUGACAAGCACGGUAUCACGCCUCUUUGGCCGUUUGGGUAUGGAUUGUCUUACACGCGCUUUGAGGUCAGCGAUAUUCGCCUUGAUGGGAACAUGACCACCACAACAUCCUCCAUCAUCUCGGUCCAUGCUCGCAUCUCCAAUGUUGGUGACCAAAAUGGCUCCGAGGUAGUCCAGGUCUACGUCAGUCCGUCUGAACAGAUCCAAAAGAAAGGGCUCGUCACUUAUGAAAAGACGCUUGCCGGAUUUUCCAAGGUAUUUGUACCUGUCGGAGAAACAAAAGACGUUACUAUUCAGAUUGACAAGGAAGAGUUGCGUUGGUAUGAUGAGGAGUCUCGUUCAUGGCGAAUAGACCCAGGCAGAUACCGCUGUUUCGUUGUUAGGGUUCAAUCUGUCCAGUGGCGUGUCUUGACUAGUGGUCCCUCCUCCACCCUACCUCCUUCUGUCCCCGUUGCCUGUCUGAACUGUCGCGAAAAGCAUCUCAAGUGUGAUGGUAAUCUCACAGGAUGUACCCGGUGCAAGGACCUGAGUCUCUAUUGCCACUUUGUCCCGAGUCGCCGAGGCAGACGAGGACGGCCUUGGCCCUAUUCAGGUGCAAUAGGAGACUACCCUCCACUACCUGUUGAGCCCACUGGCAAUGCAAUGAUGACCCCUUUAGAUUCAUUAGCAUGUGCUGCCUCACAAGGGGAGGCCAUCUGUUCUUCGCUUCCCCCUCCGAUCGACCACCAACUGGUUACGUUGUUUUUCCUCCAUUUCCAUCAAGCGCACCCAUUCCUGCCACCUCGCGACGCAUUCCUGCAUUCUUCUCCCCCCAGCUACCUGCUGGAUGUGGUACAGUUUGUCAGCCUGCAUUACCUCCCUGCCAGCAAUGUUCCGGACCACACCCAUCAGCUUGGAGCGGCCGUUCAGGAGGCAGACGCCAGCCUUGAGAAGGUCCAAGCCCUUUUGCUCCUAUCUAUUAUCAUGCAUGCACGAACCCAACCGCGAGAGGCAAAGGAAUGCCUGGGGCAGGCGAUUGCUUUGAGUCUGGAUCUUGGGCUUCACUGCCGGGGAUUUUCUGAAGCUUUGGAGAUCCAGAAUCCUUUGAGGGCAGAGAGUGCUCGGCGUACGUGGUGGGAGAUCUUCAUUAUCGACACCCUUCUCGCGGCUGUACAAGUCGAUGGUGCUCUACAGUUAACAAUAGAGACACCAGACCUUCCCUUGCCUUGUGAAAUGGACGAAUAUCAGGAUGGGCGCUUAGGCUUCGUUCCAACCUCACUUCGUGAUAUGGAUCGUCAAACCCUUUUUCACAACGAUGGCGAUUUCUCAUCCGCGGCGUACAGAGUAGAAGCAGCAACAAUACUUCGAAAGUGCCUGAUAGCGAGCGGGAAUCAUGUCUCCCAUGAAACUAUCAAUGUUCUCGAUGUCACCAUCUCGGCCUGGUUUCACCGAUUGCCCAGCGGCAAGCAAGCUAUGUUGCAUCACAAUGGUGACGUGGAUCAGAUGAUCUUUCAGUCCUUCGUGAUAAUGCACUGCGCCUCAAUAUACUUACACUUUCCGAAAUCAUAUCUCCUCGCCUUUCUACCAGUGACCAGUCACAUCUUCUGUUCUCGACCCCCCACCUUCGCGUCGAGCUCAACAAACCCCCAAAUACACACAGCCAAAGUAUAUGGUGCGGCGGUUAACCUAUCCAAACUUGCCUCCUUAACGACAGCUGUGACUAGCCAUAGCCCCUUCUUCGUCUGCACGCUAGUCUUAAGUUCCAUCGUCCAACUCGCUAUCUUUACCGCUGAUCCCCAACAGUCAACUCGCACAGGCCGCAACUUCCUAGCGCUCAAUAUUGGCGUCCUCAAAUCCAUGGGGCAUGUGUGGGCGAUUGCGGCGGCCUCGAUGUCACGGAUCCGCGAUGUAGCUGUCGAGGUUGAGUCGGCGCUUGCGAGAGAGAGCAGAGAACUGUUACAUGAUCAGUUAACCCAGUCCGUUUUAGUUGACUCACAGGACUUGGACCUAAGACUUUUAUAA